This is a messenger RNA of Salvelinus namaycush (lake trout), 870 nucleotides long. RefSeq names its product gamma-sarcoglycan-like. The transcript has 7 exons. Gene Ontology annotation, cellular component: sarcoglycan complex; sarcolemma. The coding region runs from base 1 to 870 and encodes 289 amino acids. Gene Ontology annotation, biological process: heart contraction; cardiac muscle tissue development. The record is from RefSeq and is a predicted model, not a curated record. Lineage: Eukaryota; Metazoa; Chordata; Actinopteri; Salmoniformes; Salmonidae.
AUGGUGAGGGAGCAGUAUGUCAACACCACCCAGGACAGCAGUGUCCCUGCCCCGGUCCCUGACUCAAUUUAUAAGAUCGGGAUCUACGGUUGGAGGAAGCGCUGCCUCUACUUGUUUGUCCUGCUGCUCAUUAUCAUCCUCACUGUGAACUUUGCCCUUACCAUAUGGAUCCUCCGGGUCAUGUGGUUUAACACGGAAGGGAUGGGACACCUAAAAGUAACAUCGGACGGAGUGAGGCUUGAGGACGGCGAGUCAGAGUUCCUCUUUCCUCUCUACGCCCUAGAGAUCCACUCCAGAGAGGACUCCUCUCUCUUGGUGAACUCGUCUGAAAACGUCACCCUCAAUGCCCGCAAUGAAAAGAAUGAUGUCACAGGAAGUCUCUCUGUAGGUCCAAAUGUGGCCCAGGGAAAUGCACAGAACUUUGUCAUCAGCUCCAACACCAAGAUGCUGUUUUCUGCUGAUGACAAAGAGGUGGUUGUUGGGACAGACAAGCUCCGUGUCACAGGUCUAGAAGGUGCCCUGUUUGAACACUCUGUAGAGACGCCCCUGCUCAAAGCUGAGCCCUUCAAAGACUUGAGGCUGGAGUCUCCAACCCGCUCUCUCAGCAUGCAUGCACCAAAGGGAGUCUUUGUCAAAGCACUGGCCGGGAACAUCGAGGCUGCAUCUAACAUGGACUUUCUAUUGCACUCCAGUGAAGGACUGGUGAUUCUGGAUGCCGAGACGGUGCGUCUGCCUAAUCUCCCCCUGGGACAAGGAGGUGUGUCUGGAAACGCUCAGGGACUCUACGAAGUAUGUGUUUGUCCCAGCGGAAAGCUGUUCCUGUCCAAGGCCGGGGUCACCUCCACGUGCAGUGAAAGCCAAGAGUGCUAG